AUGGCACCAUCGCAUCAAAUGAGGGAUGGCUUCAACCUUCCAAAGUCGAACACGAUGUCCAAUCUCAUAAGCUUAUCUCGCGACAUCACCCCGAAGCGCCUGCUCCAGCCACUGGGGCCACCACUCCCAAGAACACAAACUCUGGGCAAUAUAACGUGCUUUGGGUCAACAAACUCAACCUCUUCUCCUCGGAAGCCGACCUCGGUGAAGGUCUCACACUUCAAGAGACAUCAAGACGAUGAGAGUCAACUUGAUAUCGCUACUGCAUUGAGUGAAAGUAGAAUGACAGAUGAAGAGCUGGAGAUGAUGCAGCAAACACAAAGGGAGGCUGCUAUCAACCGUUUUCGCCUGAGAGAAAGAUUUAGGGGAGGCCGCGAUGCAAGCAGGCAUGUACUCCCAUCGACAGUCACCCAACAUCAGAAAAUCGAGACGAUUCAAACAACACCUAGCAAUACAAUCACUAUGGAAGCCACCGCAUCUGACCCACUACCAGCAGAUGUACAAAAGGCAGGCGCCAAAAGGGGACAUCUGGCUAUUAAUCCAACUCUGGCUAACAGGCAUUGCCUCGAUCAUGACCUGCCCACUGCUACAACAACUACAAGUGCUACUGCAUCUACUCAGAGCGGCGUAUUUCUCGAAAGGUUCAAACAGAAACAUUUCAAUUAUGACGCAGAGUCCUCCCAGUAUUGGGCUGGUCGUUAUUUGUCAGUAUGCGACAGGAUUCGAAGUGAACCUCUGAUGAACACCAAGCUUCUGCCUCCCUUUGAAUCUUCUACUAAGACUAUCGACAUGCUGUUUGACGCUCGUGAAAGAGCGCGAAUAAGGCUAGCAUUAGACGAGCUUAGAAGAUGUUGCAUGACUGAUGACGCACUUGAAAGCUUCGAGCAUUUUGAGGUCGCGUUGCUAAAGAAGUUGGGCAUAUCUCAUCAAAGUCUAUACCGAGACAGUAAAUCUUUGUCGGGAGCCUCCGACGCCGGGUCAAGGCCAAGGAUGGCCGGUUGCGGUGGUCGAAAAUCUGGAACCACUUGGAAUGAAUCUCAGCCAUUUGGCAGUACCUCAACAUCCACCAGCCGCGUUUCAAGUAUCAAUGCCGAAGCCGUAAUGGGGAAGGCUUCUCGCGGGGUGGAGGGCAAAGGCACCCUUGCAAAGAGCAAGACUACUGGUAACUUGGCAUCAUUCAUACCAAAGUUCGCCAGCAGACAAUUGGUACCUUUUAUCAAGACUACUUAUCAAUCAAACUCGACUGAUCACAAGGUCCACCAUCGAAGAAUCUCGCAUGUCGGACACACUCCUGAAUCAGCAGAGCAAACUAUUGAGGGGAGAGAAUCUCAUACAGCCAGUCAAAUGAACGCUACACACUGGCGGUCAGGCUCACGCAUACCAUCCUUCAGUCUUGCCAACAGUGAGAGCCGCAGCCUGCAAUCACUCUCCACUCCCACGGCUACACCACCUGCAGAGAAGGAGCGGAGCUUGAUCUUUGGCAAGAAAAUCCAAAAGCGAGACCAAGUGGUUGGAAGCCUUGACUGUGCUAUGAUGGAAAGUGGUCACACAAUGCCCCCUUAUGAGGAAAAGUCGCAAGCCUUCUUCCCACAGGUUCAAAUGGUUACUGUGCAGGGAGAGAAGGAGAAAGUGAUUCGUUCUCGCCGUAAAUCGGAACGGCAGUCCAGUGGGGAAAUCGUGAAAAAUCUAUUUGGAGCCGGAGUGCGAGGAGUGAGGAAGAUGGGUCGCCGGGUUGGAGCAAUGAGCAUAGGAAGCAGUGAUGAUUUACCGGCAUCGAAGCAUUAA
This is a messenger RNA of Exophiala oligosperma, 1785 nucleotides long. RefSeq lists its product as uncharacterized. The record is from RefSeq and is a predicted model, not a curated record. Bases 1 to 1785 code for a protein of 594 amino acids. Lineage: Eukaryota; Fungi; Ascomycota; Eurotiomycetes; Chaetothyriales; Herpotrichiellaceae. The transcript is spliced from 2 exons.